This is a messenger RNA of Thelazia callipaeda (thelaziosis nematode), 5154 nucleotides long. The record is from the annotation of a GenBank genome assembly. NCBI's taxonomy places the organism in Eukaryota, Metazoa, Nematoda, Chromadorea, Rhabditida, Thelaziidae.
AUGUCGAAUGGGGGGCAGUUCGGUACCGCUCUCGAAGCGAAAAGACUUUGUGAGAAUUUGCUUUCCGACCUGAGGACGCUAUCAACAGAAGCAAGAAAGAAGUAUUCUCAGGUUAAAGAGGCAGCAGAAUUCGGUCUAGUGAAAAUAAAGAACAUCAGUGCUGCAUCCAAUGAGCACACUUUGCUGACUAAUAUUCGUGAAGCUAGUGCAGAAAUAUUACAACCGCUUAUUUUGGGUUGUUCGAGUAAGAAUGCUCGUCUUGUUCAGGUUUCUUUGCAAGCCAUCCAGAAAAUGGUGCAACAUCGAGUUAUCGAAUCUGCUUCGGCUCAUAUUAUAGUCAGUGAACUGUGGCACUUAAUGGAAGCUGAGUGUGAGGAACUACGAAUUUUGCAAACUUUAGCUCCUCUUGUUGGCACUGAAUUGUUGGUAACUGGACAAUGGCUUUCAAAGUGCUUAGUUAUGUGUUUCCGUUUAAAUUUUGCAAAAGAUCCUAUUGUGAUAAAUACGGCAUCAGCCACUGUUCGACAGUUGGUGAGCUGUGUUUAUGAACGAGUUGUCCAGGAAGAUAGCUGGAAAAAUUCUGAAGUGACGGUGAGUCAUCAAGCUCUUCGAGUAAAUGCAAAAGCUCCACCACCAACAUUAAGACCUUGCGCUUCAGACAGUUACAUGUUGUUUUACGACUUAUGUUUGUUAAUUAAUGCCGAAGCUCCUUGUUGGUUGAUUGGAAUUCAUGAAAUGACACGUACAUUAGGUUUAGAAUUGCUGGAAUCAAUACUUUCUUCUUAUCCUUCUGUAUUUACUAAGCAUCCUGAGUUCGCGCAGUUAUUAAAAGAUGAAGUAUGUCCUUUAAUUAUCAAACUGUUCGCACCAAAUCACAAACAAAUGCAAAUCACAUCCCAGCAUCCGUAUUCUUCAAAUUCUCGUUUGUCAUCAGAAUGUGUUUCAUCACAGAUACCCAGUUCACCAGAACGCGUAUAUUUUCCAAUUUUGAUGCGGCUUUUGCGUGUUAUUGUAGUUUUGAUCACAUUGUAUUAUAACUUAUUGGUAACAGAGUGUGAAAUAUUUCUUUCUUUGCUCGUCAAGUUUCUAGAAUCCGACAAACUUGGAUGGCAACGCGCUAUUGCUCUGGAAGUGUUACACAAAAUUGUUGUUUUGCCUGAACUUUUGAUAUGGUUCUGCAAAAAUUAUGAUGUGAAGCCAAGUGCUACGAAAAUUAUCAGCCUAAUUGUAUCUAGUUUAGCGGGAUACGUACACUCAUUGUUCCUAUAUCCUAAUGUAUCGGAAAUUUUAAAUAAGGAUGAAGAUCAACUGUGUGAAACUAUUGUUCAUUCAAGUACGCAAUCAGGCUUCCAUUAUAAUGGUGUGUGGGUCCCUCUGUGCGAGAAUAUUACUUCUAGGAAGUCUCUAUUGCUGGAUUCGCUAGAAAAACACGAAGCAUCAAAUAUAUCAGAUGAAUAUGCAUUAUCUUUGACAUAUAAUUGUGUAAUUAGCUGCUGUAAUUCAGUUUUCGAAGCUGCCGAAUCAUUGCGUUCUCGAGAAGAAAGGCCAGUUUGGAUAUUAAGUUCAGUUCUUACAGAUGUGGCACGAGAAUUGUAUGACUCAACAUAUGCUAACCUUUUAACUGCAGUUUCAAUUUUUCUUGGUGCAAGUGUUGACGAGAACGUUACGGAUCAACUUCUGAAAUGCUUCACUUCAAUGACACUUUUAUCAUGCCGUUUGGGUAAUACAUCUGGACGUGAUGCCACUUUUUUUGCAUUAUGUAGAGCUGCAUUACCUCCCAAAUAUUUAGUGCGGCUUUUAAGUGGUAUUCAUGGUUUGUGUUCGAUAUCCACUUCAUUGGUAUCACUCACUUCUCAUUCUUACAUAGAAGACAAAUUUGCUGAACUUAAAAUGGAAAAAUUUGAGAAUGAUCUAGCAUCCACUCAACCAAGUCAAAUUGUAGCUGUUGGUACCAUAUGUCCAACUCCCUCCCUGCCAUUAAGCAUGUACAGUGCAACUAUUAUGCUAACUGCCAAGAAUAUUCAAGUAGCGCGUGUUUUGGUAAGCUGUGCUACAACUAAUGGUCACGAAUUGGGGAAUUGUUGGCAUCUUGUUCUAGGGUCGAUACAGCAUUUAGUUUGGAUUUUAGGAAUGGCGCCAAGUCUUUCUGAGUGUGAGGUUUGUGAUGGAACUUCUCUUACGAUUGCUUCACAUUCUAAUACUAAUGUUCUGACAACAGCUGCAAUGGCUGAUAUCCCAAUUCUGACGGUGAUGUUGAACGAGUUGUUUGACUCAACGGCGAAACUUGACGAAGUUGCAUUGCACCACGUAAUUGCUGCUCUUUGCAAACUUUCUUCUGAAGCAAUGACUGUAAGCAGAAUGGCAAAUCUUUCGCGUUUAGAAGUGUUUUGGAAGCCGGUAACGGCUCAUUUAAUUGAGGUAUCAGGUCAUCCUUACGCGAAAAUACGAGAAUGGGGAGCUCAUGCCUUGACAGUUUUAGUGAAAAGUGCCUUCAAAACCAAAACUGGAGUCAUAGAAUCGGUUGUUCACUUAUUAUUUCACGUUUUUAGGAAUUCGAUCGAUACUUUUGUUGUGUUGUCAGCGAAACGUCAGGAGCUUAUACUGUCACCAUUAUCUUCUAUGUCUGAAAUCGAAUACGUCGAUGUCCGUCGAAAACAAAUUGAGUGCCUUCUUAUUGUAUUGCAAUCAGCUGGACAGCAAUUUACUGCAGAUCAGUGGCCGACUGUUAUUGACACUGUCCGUGUUGUUGUAGAAGGGAAAUUAUGGUUCGCCUUUAAUGUUUUUAUAAUAUAUAGUUGUGAUGAAGUUUUGGUGAAACAAAGUUAUGAGGCAAUUUCGCUGAUAAUUACUGAUUUUCUUGAUACAUUACCUCUCAACUGCAUCCAGCUUCUUGUUGAAACCGAUGCAAAAUAUGGUUCGCAGCAAUGUGAACUAAACAUAUCGCUUUCAGCUCUCGGACAGUUGUGGACGAUCUCCGACUUUGUUUAUCGGAAUAGCUUAAAGCUUCAUCAGAAAGACUGUGAAACUAUUUGGUUGGUGCUUUAUAAUUGUCUGUCUGAAUUGUGCGUUGACAUCAGACCACCUGUUCGUAAAAGUGCUUGUCAGACGUUGCUACAGACGAUUGCAGCACAUGGCUUGGCUCUUAAAUUAGUCACCUGGAAGCACAUGAUUUGGAAGGUUAUUUUUCCCAUGUUGGAUAAAGUACGAGCUUUAACACGUAGUGCCUCAACGACUCGAACCGAUAGUUCAGCUUUGGGUGCGUCAAACAUUCUCAUUCAUCAUUCAAGAGAUACUGAAUCAAAGCAGUGGGCGGAAACAUCGGUUCAAACUCUUAGCGGUGUUGUCAAAAUUUUCAAUGCUCAGCGAGCACUUUUGCUCGCACUUGAUGAUUUUCCAGCAAUUUGGACUACUUUUCUUCAUUACAUCGAGUAUCUUGCUGCAUCUGGUAAUUGUGAAAUGACAUUAGCUGCACUAAAAAGUUUUCAGGAAUUACUUGUUGGCAAGGGAACAUAUCAAAAUUAUGAAGUGAAUGUGAAUGAAAAAUUUCCCAACAUUACAAGUGGUGGACAUAUUGAUGAUGAAUUACCAGAUUUAAGUGAAGAAUUAUGGCUCGUUUGCUGGAGAAGCUGGUUAAGCAUGGCGCGAACUCUGGUCUUAGUCAAACGAUUGGAUCUCGAUGAUGAAUAUGAUUCUUCAUUGGCAUCUGCAAGAAGUUGUAGUGAACGAAAGUUCAUUCCUGGACCAGCACAUCUCAUCACAUUGCUACAUAUAUUUGUUCCUUUAUUUAAACGAGUGCACAAAGGCGUUUCGUGUGAUGAUUUCAAACAUGAUGGCAUACCCAGUAUUUUGGAGGGCAUUGUAAAUGUUCCGCUAACAACAGAUCCAGUUCGCUUUGUAGCGGCAAAUGCAAAUGAUAUAACACCAACUUUAGAAGCCGUUCUAAAUUGUAUUCGAAUCAUAUAUCAGGAUAUGUUAGAAUCGAGUUCAGUGUUACGUUCAGCUUUGCCAGAUCUCAUUCGUUUGGUGCUUAGUUUCACUACAUUUGCUGUGUCUUCGGUGAUAGAUGAAUAUACUCCAAAUAAAGCAGAAAAUAAAGUGAUAAUGAAUAUGGUGCCUUUUGCGGAGUUAUCAUUACGUAUAGUGGUGGAGUUUUAUGCCAAUACUGCUCAUUUCCAGGAAAUUGUCUAUUCUGCUGUAAUUGUUGAUAUUGUGAAGUGUUUGGCUCAACCAAUGGAACUUAAAUACCAAUGUCCUUUUCAAAGUACAUGGAAAGCAGCGGCCUCAGCUUUCGUUACUGUAUUACGUGUGGGUCUUCCUAUUGCCAGACAACAGUAUCAGCGUUUUCAUGCUUUAUGGCCAGUAAUUGCUACUACAAUUGAUCGUUUUCUGUUUAAUAAUAGUCGUCCUUCAUGUCCCUUAAAUGCUGACGAACGGAAGAAGCAUGAAUUUAUUGACUGUCAAUUCAUAGAGCUUAUACGAACUGAGAUAUUGCCUUAUACAAAUAUGUUGCCCUCGGAUUUUAUGCAGAAAAUAAUCGAUACACUGAAUCGAGGCUCUAUAAGUACUGCGGACUCUUCUGAUGUCCUUGCUUUAGACACAUAUGCACAGCGGACGGAAUUAUCCAAAGUAUGCUUUGAAGCAUUGUUAUCAAUGAGCCAGAACGAGGAACGCCUAAAUGUUAUACGCGGUGUAGCAACAGUGAAAUUUUUUGGUUGUUUCAUUCAUAUAAGAUUAUUAGAUUUUGAUCAAAAACAUAGUGUUGAUAUGGAUGGAAAUAAGGCAAAUCAACAGUGUAUUUCGUCAUCAAAUCUGGGUACUUCUGCUAUCUCUUCUCUUCUUGCCAGAUGCAAAGAGGUAAUGUUAUUGUUUGUACGUGAUGAACUCAACGCUGGACAUUUGCGCUUAUCUCAGGAAAGGAUCGUUGAAAUGAUAUCAGUUUUACAUGCUAUUAGUACACUUAUCGAAGGGCUUGUACGUCGUAUUGAUAACGUAAAUGUAGAUUUUUACCAGGAGCUUGUAAAUUUGUAUCCAACUAUUAUAGACUGUAUAACAAGCACGAGAUCAGAUACUCAGGUUGAACAAGCAUUAAUUGCUGCCCUCAAAUCUUACCACAGACUGCUGUUGCUAAAUUUACAUAUUUCCGCUAAAGAAUAA